Messenger RNA from Lactuca virosa, 1071 nucleotides. Lineage: Eukaryota; Viridiplantae; Streptophyta; Magnoliopsida; Asterales; Asteraceae. The record is from the annotation of a GenBank genome assembly.
AUGUCUCUUCUUUCCGAUCUCGUUAAUCUCGAUCUUUCUGGUUCCACUGAAAAGAUCAUUGCAGAAUACAUAUGGAUUGGUGGUUCUGGUGUGGACAUAAGAAGCAAAGCUAGGACCCUUCCUGGACCGGUUUCUGAUCCUUCAGAACUACCAAAAUGGAACUACGAUGGAUCUAGCACCAAGCAAGCCCCUGGCGAGGACAGUGAAAUCAUUAUACAUCCUCAAGCAAUAUAUAAGGAUCCAUUCAGGAGAGGCAACAACAUUCUUGUGAUGUGUGAUGCAUACAACCCUCAAGGAGACCCGAUUCCAACUAAUAAACGUCAUAAUGCCGCAAAAAUAUUUAGCCAUUCUGACGUCAUUGCAGAAGAAACCUGGUUUGGCAUAGAACAAGAGUAUACAUUGCUACAAAAAGAUGUAAAGUGGCCAAUUGGGUGGCCUAUUGGAGGGUACCCUGGACCUCAAGGACCGUAUUAUUGUGGUACAGGUGCUGAUAAAGCCUUUGGGCGCGAUAUUGUUGAUGCACAUUACAAGGCUUGUUUGUAUGCCGGAAUAAAUAUUAGUGGCACUAAUGGAGAGGUUAUGCCUGGCCAGUGGGAGUUUCAAGUUGGUCCGUCGGUUGGCAUCUCCGCCGGCGACCAGGUGUGGGUGGCUCGCUACAUUUUAGAGAGGAUAACUGAGAUCGCCGGAGUGGUUCUUUCAUUUGACCCAAAACCUGUUCAUGGUGAUUGGAAUGGAGCAGGUGCUCACACGAACUACAGUACGAAAUCAAUGAGAUCAGAUGGAGGUUUUGAUGUGAUAAGGAAGGCGAUUGGAAAGCUUGAAAAGAGGCAUAAGGAACAUAUAGCUGCUUAUGGAGAAGGCAAUGAGCGCCGACUAACCGGAAAGCAUGAGACGGCAGAUAUCAAUAACUUCAAUUGGGGUGUAGCGGAUCGUGGAGCAUCAGUUAGGGUUGGAAGAGAAACGGAGAAGGCAAAUAAAGGUUAUUUUGAGGACAGAAGGCCAUCAUCGAAUAUGGAUCCUUAUGUUGUCACUUCAAUGAUUGCUGAGACAACCAUUAUCUGGCAGCCUUGA